CCGUGUCUUGUGAGCAGCCCCACCCCGGGCAGGACCCGCCCAUUCCCGCUACGUUAUUGGCAGCCCUUGGUCACGCCCAUCUAAACCACGCCCCCUCAUUGACAGACAGCUGCCUCGGGGCGGGGCUAGGGGGCGGGAGCGCCGGUGCGCCCGCAGAUGAAUGACAGAGAGUGCGGCCAAUCAAAGUCCGCAAAGGCGCCCCGGUGUCCCCGCCCACCGCGGAGAUCCCCGCGCGUCACGUGGAGAGGGAACUGGGCGCUGUGUAUGCAAAUAUAUGCAAAUAGUAUGUUAAUGAGGGGUCUGCGAGCAGUGCGGGCUGACAGCCGGGGAGACGGGGCGGGACGCGGGAGGGGGACACGAGGGUGGGGACACGGGGGGGACACGGGGGACCGAGGAGGGGGACCUGGGGUGAAGCCGUGGGGGCUCGGAGGGACACGAGGAGGUGACACGCGGGGGGUCCUGUGGGGACACGGGGAGCCCCGGUGCACGCCCCGUGUCCCGGGGCGGUCCCGGCCGGUCUCGCCCCACGCCCACGCCCGGUGCCCGUGCGGAAGCGCCGGGCGGCGGCCCCGGGAGCGGCCCGAGCGCAGCCACCGCAGCUUCUGCUUUCGGGGUGCGGGUGACGCCCCCGGCGCCCACGGGGGCGCAGAGCUCGGGGGGGCCUCGCCCCCUCCCGGCCCUGAAAGCGGAACCGGGGCUCCCCGGGCCCGUGCGGGCCCGGUUCCUCUUUCGGAGCGAGGGCGGCCGCGGGGUGACGCGGUGCCCGCUGGGGUCCCCAGGCCAUGGAGCCCCCGCGGCGGGUGCGCCUCAAGCCCUGGCUGGUGGCCCAGGUGAGCAGCCGGCGCUUCCCGGGGCUGCGCUGGCUCGACCCCGAGCACCGCCGCUUCGUCAUCCCCUGGGGACACGCCACCAGGAACCCCCCGGGGCCCCAGGACCACGACACCAUCUUCAAGGCGUGGGCGCAGGAGACGGGCCGGUUCCGGGCCGGGGACCCGCCGGACCCCCCGCGCUGGAAGGCCACGCUGCGCUGCGCGCUCAACAAGAGCCGCGAGUUCCGGCUGCUGGUGGACGGGCCCCGCGGCUCCCCGGCCCAGCCCUUCCGCGUCUACGAGCUCUGCGAGGAGCCCCCCGGGGGCGCAGCCCCUCUCAACCUUGCAGACGGGGGAGACGAGGAUGACUAUGGCUGCAGCGGGGAGGAAGACGUCAGCCAGCUCCACAAGAUGACAUCCCUGAGCAUCCAUGACACGCAGCACGGGGGAGACCUGCUGCCCCCCUACCCCUGGGCCAAGGAGGAGGCCCCCCCCUUUGCUGGCCACUGCCCCCCCGGGGGGCCCUUUGGGCCUCCCCCCCCGGCCCUGCUCCAGGGGGAGGCGGGGGGCACCCACGGGGGCCCUGAGCUGCUCCCCGGCGCCCUCGCUGAGAUGGGGCCCCCCCUGGGCCCCCCGGGGCCCUCAUCCACCUGCCCGGUGGCACCGACGGAGCACCUGAUCCCCGACCUGCUCGUCAGCCCCCACACGCUGCCACUGACUGACCUGGAGCUGAAGUUCCAGUACCGGGGCCGCCAGGUGUGCGCCCUGACCGUCAGCAACCCGCACGGCUGCCGGCUGUUCCACAGCAGCCUGGAGCCCACGAGGGAGCAGGAGGAGCUCUUCGGGCCCCUGACGCUGGAGCAGGUGCCCUUCCCUGCUCCCGACGCCAUUCCCAACGAGAAGCAGCGCUUCUACACCCACCAGCUGCUGGACGUGCUGGACCGAGGGCUCAUCCUGGAGCUCCAGGGCCAGGACCUCUUUGCCCUCCGGCUCUGCCAGUGCAAGGUCUUCUGGACGGGGCCGUGCGCCGCUCCCCAGCCCGGCCCCAACCCCAUCCAGAGGGAGAGAAGGACCAAGCUCUUCAGCCUCGAGGGCUUCCUCAACGGCCUCAUCCAGUUCCAGAAGGGGCAGACCCCCACCCCGCCCCCCUUUGAGAUCUUCCUGUGCUUCGGCGAGGAGUGGCCGGACCAGAAGCCCAAGGAGAAGAAGCUGAUCACGGUGCAGGUGAGGGGCCGUGCCGGGGGCUCGGGCGGGGUCCCUGCCGCGGUGACGCCCUGCGCUCCCGCAGGUGGUGCCGGUGGCGGCGCGGCUGCUGCUGGAGAUGUUCUCCGGGGAGCUCUCCUGGUCGGCCGACAGCAUCCCGCUGCAGAUCUCGCACCCCGACCUCAAGGACAGGAUGGUGGAGCAGUUCAAGGAGCUGCACCAGCUGUGGCAGAGCCACCAGCGGCUGCCGCCGGCGCAGCCCCCGCCCGGCCCCUCCGCGGGGCCCUGGGCGCUGCCCGGGCCCCUGCCCCACUGACAGGGAGCGGGGACAGCCGUGGCACUGCCAGCCGGGGUGAGUCACGCUGUGGCCAUCUCGGCUGGUGGGCCGGUCCACCCAGCACCGUCCUCAUCCCUGUCCCUGUCCCCCCAGAGCUGCCAGUGACCAGCACCAGGGCGCUCUGCAGGGGAAGGGCACUGUGACCCCCCACCCUCCCUGCAUUGCAAGGAUAAUCCCCCUGGGACUUUCGGGGGAAACAGCAAGAAAACGGGCUGGGGCCACCUUGGACCUGGAGCCCCCAGGGAUGGGGGGUACCCAGCACUGGGGGGGGCACAAAGCAGCCCCAGCCCUGGGAGGAGAACCAGAGGGACCUUGGGAGGUUUUAAUUUAUUUUUUCAGUUUUUUGUUGUUUUUUAUUGUUCUCGAGAUGGCUACACACCCCCGGAGGGAACCGCAUGCGCCCGCCCGCCCUGCCCGCACUCGAGCCACCGCCUCCUACCCCAAAAUCAAACCAAAGAAAACCCCGAAAAAGGGAAAAAAAAAACCAGAAAAAAACCAAACAAGAAAACA
Pyrgilauda ruficollis (rufous-necked snowfinch) is the source of this 2859-nucleotide messenger RNA. It is a transcript of the gene IRF5, whose product is annotated as interferon regulatory factor 5. Gene Ontology annotation, cellular component: nucleus. The record is from RefSeq and is a predicted model, not a curated record. Lineage: Eukaryota; Metazoa; Chordata; Aves; Passeriformes; Passeridae. Bases 783 to 2492 code for a protein of 569 amino acids. Gene Ontology annotation, biological process: immune system process; regulation of transcription by RNA polymerase II. Gene Ontology annotation, molecular function: DNA-binding transcription factor activity, RNA polymerase II-specific; RNA polymerase II cis-regulatory region sequence-specific DNA binding; protein binding. The transcript is spliced from 8 exons.